Syngnathus acus (greater pipefish) is the source of this 2216-nucleotide messenger RNA. It is a transcript of the gene gpr68, whose product is annotated as ovarian cancer G-protein coupled receptor 1. The record is from RefSeq and is a predicted model, not a curated record. NCBI's taxonomy places the organism in Eukaryota, Metazoa, Chordata, Actinopteri, Syngnathiformes, Syngnathidae. Gene Ontology annotation, cellular component: membrane. The transcript has 8 exons. The coding region runs from base 397 to 1536 and encodes 379 amino acids. Gene Ontology annotation, biological process: G protein-coupled receptor signaling pathway; cellular response to pH. Gene Ontology annotation, molecular function: G protein-coupled receptor activity.
CGGGCGUGCGCGAUCACGACGCAGUCAAACAGAAGAGCGCAGACAAGGCGAGCGAGCGGGCGGGCGGGCGAGCGAGCGAGCUCAAGACCAUUUCGACGCAGCAUGGGAGCAUUUGGAGGCAGUCCGGAGCCUUGCCGACUGUGAAAUAUGGACGAGGCUCUGUCGGAGCCGCUUUGCUGUAUCUGGUCUUGUAUCCGUGCAGGGCGACGGACAGCAAGGAACUUUAGCAAGCUUGUCCAAGAAGCAAAGGCAAUGAGGAGGGCUUUAGGCCUUAUAUAUAUAUGAGUUGAGUUAGCGUGUCUGAAUCGGCAAGAGUGUUUAUUUGUGUGUGGAGAAGUUGAUCCAGAAAGAGAAGCCUGUGCUGUGCUGUGCUGUGCUGUGCUGUGCUGGUUCAUUAUGCUUGAGGAGGGCAUUAUGAACUGCACCGUCAGCCAUGAAAUCCACCAGUACCUCUUCUGCUGUGUGUAUAUCUUUGUACUACUGGUGGGCGUUCCCUGCAACCUGUACUCUCUGUACCAUGCAGUACUGCAGCUCAAGCAAAAGAAUGAGCUCGGGGUUUAUUUGAUCAACCUCACCGUGUCGGAUCUAUUAUACCUGGCAUCAUUACCACUCUGGCUCCAGUACUUUUUCCAGGAUGACGACUGGCGUCACAGGGAAUGGUUGUGCCAGUUGUGUGGCUUUCUUCUUUACGAGAACAUCUACAUCAGCAUUGGCUUCCUGUGUUGUAUAAGUCUGGACCGCUACCUGGCUGUCGUUCACCCUUUGAGGUUCACCUCCCUCCGCUCCAUAAGCACAGCCUGCCUUUUUAGCGCCGUCAUCUGGUUGAAGGAGAUUGCCGUGGGCGUGGUUUUCUUCCGCCAUAAAGAGCUGAGCAGAAAUGCCAACAACCAAUCGGUGUGCUUUGAGCACUACCCAAUGCAACCUUGGGAGUAUCCAAUCAACUACUACCGCUUCACGAUUGGUUUCAUGUUCCCGCUGGCCAUCCUGCUGAUCAGCUACCUGUGCGUGCUUCGUGCCGUGGGCCAGAGUGCGGGCACCCAGCCGGAUCAGAAGACCAGAAUCCGACAGUUGGUUAGCAGUACGGUCCUCAUCUUCCUCGUAUGCUUCUCGCCUUACCACGUCUUUCUGUUAGUACGCACCGUGCUGGAGCGAGACUGCCAUUUUAUCACAGGGAUUUUCAACUAUUACCACCUGGCGCUGUUGUUGACCUCUUUCAAUUGUGUGGCCGAUCCCGCUCUCUACUGUUUUGUCAGCGAAAGUGCCCGCCGAGGUCUUUCCCGGGUUCUUUUUCGACCGGUGACAAGAGUCGUGUGUUGCUGCCUUGGCAACUGCAGUGCCAAAGCCACCAUCUCUGCCACAGACUCCCACCAUGAGGAGAACAACACCCGGGGGCCCGUGGUCACGCUCCAUGGCAUGGGCAAGAACUGCACAAAUACCAUUUUAAUCACAGUGGAUGAUAAAAAAAUCAUCAUACCGUUAAGCUUGCAAAAUAGCAACCAUACUUUGGAGGAGAACCACAAGACACAAAUGAUGUGAUUGGGCUGAAUGGAUCCAAAGAACAAGGAAGGUGCCAACCUCGGUCGGGACAGAGUAGCAUCGCAGCGUGCCACUGACCACUGCUGAUGCUGCUGUGUUACAUUCUUUUUGUUAUCGUUGCCGUCUGAAUCGCUCCUGCAGACCUCCCGACCGACCGACCGACCGACCGACCUCCCUCCACCAAUUGAACGGACCUCAAGACACGUGACUUGAUCAAUAACAGACUGUGUUUGCACUUCCUCCAUUACAAUACAACACGGGUUCUGAACUGAUCUCAACUUUACAAAGUUGCAAAGUGAAGAUUGAAGAUUUUUCUCGUUGUUUAAAAAGCUCUUUCGAAAAUACAUGUAUCAUAUUUUGAAAGAUAGUUUCACAUGAGUUUGACAUCCCAUCCCGAUGACUCGUCUUCUUCUGAAGCUUCUGAUUCCUGUUUUCAUUUAGACUUAGACAUCUAUGUAAUUCACACAUUUCGGCAGUCUCAAUUGAUAUACUAUAGAGAGAGAUAAUAACUUAUUACUCGCAGACUUGAGCACAGUUCAAUUUGAAGACAGAACACUUGUGUAACGAUGCAGUGUUGUGGUUGGCUGAAAGUAUGAGAUUAUUUAUUAUUUUAGAAAAAAAUCAUUAAACAGUGGGCAGGUGAAUUUGGGAAAUUAAAGUCCUCUUUGCUUGUCAGGGUA